AUGUCCCUUUUCUCUCCACAAAUACAUGAGCAAAAGGCCGAUUCUGUUCGCAAACAUUGGACAGAAAGGCUCCACGACGCCGCUUGGACUGUGUUUCACCAUGCCAAAACCCAUACUGGUGUUGGAACUGUGUGUGCGGUAGCAUAUUUCGAUCCAGGAAACUGGGGAGUCGAUCUACAGGCUGGCUCUCAGUAUGGCUACAAGUUGCUAUUCAUUGUUCUGAUUUCUGGUCUCUUUGCAGCUUUUCUGCAGGUGCUAGCCAGUAGGCUUGGUUGCGUUACUGGACUAGAUCUUGCAAGUCAUUGUCGCCUUCUUCUGCACAGUCGUCCACGUCACACGCGCUUAUGGCGCUGGUUUGCGCUUUACUCCCUAUAUGCAUUGUCAGAGAUCGCCAUCAUCAGUACCGACCUGGCAGAGCUACUUGGUUCAGCCAUUGCACUAUGUCUGCUCUUUCCCGCACUACCGCUCUGGGCUGGUGUUUUAUUGACAGCAUCCGAUGUUCUCGUCCUCCUUUCUUUGGGUAACCCCCUUCGUGGUAGACCAGUAAGAUUGUUCGAGUUAAUAAUCGCUGCCUUAGUUCUUGCUGUCCUCAUCUGUAUGGCUGUCAUUAUAGCCAAAAUCCAGGUGAAUUGGGGAGCAGCCUUUGAUGGUUUCGUCCCUUCCAAGGAAAUAUUUGCUAGCGGCGGCCUUUACACCUCUGUCGGUAUCUUAGGGGCAACAGUCAUGCCACAUAGCCUCUUCCUUGGUUCCCAUCUCGCAACUCAAGAUCGGAUAUCUUCCACCCCUUUGAAAAGCUUUCCUUCUAUGGCUUCAAGUAGUUAUGCUUAUCAGGAAGGUACCGACACUUCACAUGCAAGACAUUCGCUGUUCGGUCGCUUGAUCCAAUCGACAAGGAGCUACAUUAUAGGGCUUUUUUACAUUUCCCAUUCUGAUACUAUCGCCACGCAUAAGACUCACGCCGAUAGAGAUAACAACGAAUUGGCAUUUGUUAGAGCGCACUUAUACCACGGUAUUGUGGACGUUGUAUCCAGUCUUCUGGGAUUUGCGGUUAUCAUCAACUCUUUAAUUCUUGUUCUUGCUAGUGCCGUUUUCUACUAUCAAUCUGGAGAGUAUGGUUCAGAAUCUCCAGCAAGCUUGUUUGAUGCACAUACUUUGAUCAAGAACACUAUUGGAAAACCCGCUGCAUUGCUAUUCGCCUUAGCCUUAUUGGCAGCAGGUCAGAGCGCUUCUAUCGUCGCAACUGUGGCGGGACAGAGCGUUUCAGAAGGGUUUCUCCGCUGGAAAGUCUCACCAGUCAUUCGACGGCUUCUCACUCGUUUACUUGGACUCAUCCCCUCAAUAAUCGUCGCUGUCGCUGUGGGUCCCACAGGCAUCAACACCCUCCUUGUCGCAUCUCAGGUCGUCCUCUCCAUCGUCCUUCCGUUCGUCACGUUCCCACUUAUCUAUCUCACUUCGUCAAAGCGAUACAUGAGCGUUCGCAAACCGACCCCUGAAUCGAACGUCACAUCUUCGCCACUUGACGUAGUCAGUGGUAUUGUUACAAGAGAUCAGGAAGCCAUAGAUCGUGGCUCAGCUGCUGUGGAGAUUGAUACAGAGCCUGGGAGAGCAACUGGUGAAGGCGAAUUUGUCGAUUUUAGUAGUGGGAAGAUAAUGAUUGGUUUAGGGUAUGGGAUAUGGUUAAUAAUUGUGGUAGCUAAUGUUUAUGUGAUAGUUACGUUGGGUAUGGGUCAAGGAGGAUAG
Molecule: messenger RNA, 1740 nt
Organism: Serpula lacrymans var. lacrymans S7.9
Lineage: Eukaryota; Fungi; Basidiomycota; Agaricomycetes; Boletales; Serpulaceae
Exons: 9
Coding region: 1-1740 (579 amino acids)
Biological process (GO): iron ion transport; intracellular manganese ion homeostasis
Cellular component (GO): membrane
Molecular function (GO): manganese ion transmembrane transporter activity; cadmium ion transmembrane transporter activity
Source: RefSeq, a predicted model, not a curated record